AUGUGUCGUGCCAGUACCAUUGGUGCUAAAGAAAGAUGUGACAUGGAGGAUGUUAAUGACAUGUUAGACGAAUUACAUGGUGCCUGCAUUUUUAGUAAAAAUGAUCUUAAAAGCGGUUACCAUCAAAUCAAAAUGAGAGAAGGAAAAUUUGUUGUGAAAAGUACAUUUUGCAUGGAAAGUAUUGUCUUUCUAAGUUUUGUGGUUAGUGCUAAUGGGGUAGAGGUAGAAAAGGAGAAGAUAAAAGCUAUUAAAGACUGGCCUGCACCUAAGAGUAUAACUGAGAACUUGCGGGGUCAAGAAAAGUCGAACAAAAGGCAUGCCAAAUGGAUGGAGUUUAUUGAAAUAUUUCCAUAUGUCAUUCGAUACAAGUAUGGUAAAGAAAAAAUAAUGGCAGAUGCAUUAUCUCGAAGGUAUGCAUUGUUAAAUUCACUAAGCACUGAAUUGCUUGGCUUUGAACAUAUUAAAGAUGUGCAUGGAAAUGAUUUAGAUUUUUUCGAUAUUUACAAAUCAUGUGGUAGUAUCUCUUAUGGAACAAAGUACAAUUCCAUAGUAAAGGAGUCUAGUUAUUGGCUUAUUGCUCAACGGUAUUCUCCGCCACCCUCAGUGUUUGGUAAGGCUAGGAUCAUUCUCAACACACUCUCAAAAAUAAGUUAG
Olea europaea var. sylvestris is the source of this 654-nucleotide messenger RNA. RefSeq lists its product as uncharacterized. The record is from RefSeq and is a predicted model, not a curated record. Bases 1 to 654 code for a protein of 217 amino acids. The transcript is spliced from 6 exons. Lineage: Eukaryota; Viridiplantae; Streptophyta; Magnoliopsida; Lamiales; Oleaceae.